Molecule: messenger RNA, 936 nt
Organism: Nematolebias whitei (Rio pearlfish)
Lineage: Eukaryota; Metazoa; Chordata; Actinopteri; Cyprinodontiformes; Rivulidae
Product: DET1- and DDB1-associated protein 1
Exons: 5
Coding region: 253-561 (102 amino acids)
Biological process (GO): positive regulation of proteasomal ubiquitin-dependent protein catabolic process
Cellular component (GO): Cul4-RING E3 ubiquitin ligase complex
Source: RefSeq, a predicted model, not a curated record
UGAUGAACAACAAAGAUGGAGUAGAAGUAGGAGCAAGUUAGCUACGCAGACACGUACCGUUAGUUUUUCUUUAUUUGUGUGGUAGUUUUGCAACUUCUAAAGUGGCGUGUCCUGUUCGGUGUGUUAGACGUAGUUCCUGUUUUAUAGAGGAUUCAGAGGGCGGUCGACCCGGUAAACAAAGCGGUAUCCUGGCUAGGAAACGGCAGCUUCGGUGCUAAGCUAGUGGAUAAACGAACCUAAAGUUGGACCGAAAUGGAGAAGGGAGACUUCCUGAAGGGACUACCUGUCUACAACAAAAGCAACUUCAGCAGGUUUCACUCCGACUCCGUCUGUAAAGCAUCAAAUCGCCGACCGUCUGUUUAUCUUCCAACACAAGAGUAUCCAUCAGAACAGAUUAUUGUGACCGAGAAGACAAACAUCCUGUUGAGGUAUCUGCAUCAGCAGUGGGACAAAAAGAAUUCACCAAAAAAGCGAGAACAAGAGCAAGCAGACGGGGAAGCUACAGCUCCUCCUCGAAAAAUGGCCCGAACCGACAGCCAGGAGCUGAACGAGGAUACAUAGAGAGGGACUUGAGGAAACAAAAGGCGCACGCAGAGACGGGAACAAUGUUUGAAGGUUGUGGUGUUGAAGCACACAACACUGAGUGGGACCAUGACUGAUCUGUUGGCCUCCUUGUCUACGGAUUUCAACCUUAAACUGCUUUCACUACCAAGACUGCAGCCCUCUGCUGCAGAGCUGUCCUGAAAUACCCCACAGCUGCGUCCUUGGUCCUCCUCCUUUUGUUUUCAAGUUUUUGUUCUCAUAUAGUCAUAAAACGUGUCCAGUGAGGGAUUUAGACCCUCACUCCGUCAGCAACGUUGUUGGUUUGGGAUUAAGUGGUGACAGAGGUAUUUAAGUUUUUAUUUAUAUUUCGUCUUUUUUUUUUUUUGUUAUUGA